Molecule: messenger RNA, 2720 nt
Organism: Gymnodraco acuticeps
Lineage: Eukaryota; Metazoa; Chordata; Actinopteri; Perciformes; Bathydraconidae
Exons: 4
Coding region: 52-2664 (870 amino acids)
Source: RefSeq, a predicted model, not a curated record
UGGCCUGCUGCAGAAACGUUUUAAUAUCGUUAACUUUUGGAAGAUUUCACGAUGCUUUGGCGGUGCGUUAUCUGCUGCGUUUUUAUAACUUUUUCACUGAAAUUAUUAUUGAGCCAUAUUAAUCGACUGCACAGUCGCAGCUCUGACUUCAGGUUGCUCUGUGGCAUUGAUGGAUGCACUGAGGAAUAUAGAGUGUACAACUCAUUCUACCAUCAUGUAAAGAGAAGACACUUUCAACAUCUUCUUGAAGACACCAGACCUGGCGACGCCACACGUGGAGAUGAAAACCGACAGGAGGAAACCCAAGGACCGCAGCAAAAAGACAACAUUCAACCCGAUCAGCUUCCAGCCGACUCCAGCAGCGAGGAUCAGAACCUUCACACACCUGACUCAGUUGAAGAGCAAAUGGGCAUCGACCAAGAUGGAGCUGUCACAGUGCACCAAGAUCUGACAACACAUGCCACUGCCUUUGUUAUCAAUGCCCGAUCCAAGCAUCGUCUGUCACAGAAAGGCAUGAAUGACAUUGUUGCUGGGGUACAGCAGUAUCAAUCAUCACUAUUGGACAACCUCAGGACGCAGAUGAAGGAAGUUCUAAAGAAGAAUUCAGGAAGUACAACCAAUCAACUUGGAAAAGAUGCAAUGGAUAUAUUUGACAGUUUCAUUGACCCCUUUGCUAACGUUUCAACAACAUUUCGCCAGAACAGUGUUAUUAGGAAGCAGUUUUGUUGUGUGGAUGCAGAGGAAAUUCCAAUUGCUCGAACCAUAUGCAGGAAGAAACGUGGAGGAUCAACAGAUUUUGUCAUCAAAGACAAAUUAUUUUAUUAUGUACCAUUAGUCAAAAGUGUAGAGCAGUUCCUAUUACAUCCGAGGAUUUUGACUAUGAUUGAAGAGGUACCCCAGAGGUGCAGUGAAGGUUUUUUUCAUGACCUUGUUGAUGGUUCUCUUUUAAAAUCUCAUCCCUUAUUUUCAGAGAAACCAAAUGCACUGCAGAUUAUUCUGUAUACAGACGAAAUAGAGAUCUGUAAUCCACUAGGAUCCUUUUCAUCAAAGAACAAGUUGUUAAUGGUGUACUACACCCUAGGAAAUAUAAAUCCAAAAUACAGGUCUAAGCUGGCUGCUAUUAGGCUACUUGCGAUGGCUAAAUCAGCAGACCUCCGUCAAUCUGGUGUAGAUGUAAUAUUGAAUAGAAUAAAGGAAGACAUGGAUGCAUUGUACAGUGGUGUUAAAAUUCAAACUAUUAACGGGGAGAAAACAAUACAUGGUGCUAUGGUUUCUCUCUGUGGUGACACCCUGGCACAGCAUGAACUCGCAGGGUUCAAAGAAGGAGUGGGCUUUGCUUACAGUAAGUGCAGACACUGUGAGUGUUCUUUUGAGGACAUGCAGUCACAAUUCAACGAGGAUGCAUAUAUUAAAAGAACAUUGGAGAAUCAUGUCAGACAGUGUGAUGAAAUAGAAAAGGCUAACACAGACUUGCUUCGCAACAGCCUUAGAACAACAUAUGGGAUCAAUCGAAGGAGCAAGUUAGUUGACUUCCCAUCCUUUGAUAUUAUUCGGCAAACCCCGCAAGACAUUAUGCAUGUCAUUCUUGAGGGUAUAGCUCCUCUGGAAAUUAAAUGUGUUUUGAAUCAUCUUGUUCAGUCAGGAGAGUUAAAUCUGGACUCUGUGAAUUCAGCUAUUCUUGGUUUCCCUUAUUCGCCUCUAGAUGUUAGAGAUCGACCAUCCCCAAUUUCUCCGAGUACACUGAUGUCAACUGAUGGUAAACUAAGGCAGUCAUCAGGGCAAAUGCUUGUCCUGUUGAGGAUAUUGCCAUUUGUUUUGGAACAUUUGAAAGUCAAUGCAUAUGUGCAGUUGAUAAUGGACUUAAUAGAGAUUGUUCAAAUAGUGUUUGCACCUGUUCUUACCAUUGCAACUGUGUCAAGGUUAAAGUUACUGAUUGAAAGUCAUUUGAAGCAUUGGAAGGAGCUUUUUCCAGACCACAAUGUUACACCUAAGCAGCAUUACAUGAUACAUUUGCCAUCACAGAUAGAAUCAUUGGGUCCCAUGGUCAGACAUAUGUGUAUGCGGUUCGAGUCUAAGCAUUGUUUAUUUAAGCAAUGGGCCUCCAAGCUCAAUUUUAAAAAUGUAUGCAAGUCUUUGAUUAAUCAGAACCAAAUAUAUGAAAGCUGCCAAAAUGUUGACCCUUCCAAGCACCCAAUUUUUUCAAAUGAAAAGGAGAUGGGUCCUGUAUCUGAGGUUAGAGAUCUACAAUAUUUACAUGGGAAAUUGAGGGACUUCCUAGGUUUUAGUGAAAUUAACCAUGCUGUAUCAGUGAAAUGGCUUGUGAUAAAUGGUAAUAAAUACAUUACUGAGAAGUCCUUGAUCCUUGCCAAUGUACUAAAUGGUAAUACACCCGAAUUUGGACUUGUCAAAAGCAUAUUUCUUGUUGAUUCUAAGCUUUAUUGUUUGGAAUAUCAGCCUUUUCAGUCCAUAUGCUUUGAUAGAAAUGUUAUGGCUUAUCAAGUUGAGGUCCCACACCUUGCACAGGCCACUGAGUUAGUGGAUGCUGAAAAGCUGGUUGAUUUUACCUCUUAUUACACAAUCAGCAGAAAGGGCCAAACCUAUGUACAAGUGAAAUACUAUCUUGGGGAUGUAAUGGAAUUACACAACAGUUCAAAUGACUCAUAGCGUGUUCCUUUGAUAUGAUGAUGUUGAAACAUUUAAAGCAAACUUAGCAGGUUUAA